Messenger RNA from Cyphellophora europaea CBS 101466, 1281 nucleotides. RefSeq lists its product as uncharacterized. The coding region runs from base 1 to 1281 and encodes 426 amino acids. The transcript has a single exon. The record is from RefSeq and is a predicted model, not a curated record. NCBI's taxonomy places the organism in Eukaryota, Fungi, Ascomycota, Eurotiomycetes, Chaetothyriales, Cyphellophoraceae.
AUGGACGCCCCGAGUCAAGCGGACACAUUGUCGGGCAGAUUUCACGGACAAUGGGCCUUCCUAUCCAACCCUCCACCGCCUCCAAAUCAUGGUCAAGCACGAUCUCUCCCUCCUUCUUCCAGCUACCUUCGCAGCGAUCGAAGUAGUGCGUCCCCUCGUGUUGCGGUGCUCCCUUUUCACCACGGAAAUGCCUCUCGAUCAAGUCUGAACAGGAACAACAAAACAGCCUCCGUUGGCGCCCAUAGCUACGGCUCAGCUACAACUCCAUCUCAGCCGGUUCUGCUUCGUAUCAACUCAGAUGUAGCCUCCAGUCAUAUUCUCGAUCCAUCCCCACGAAACCCGCGCCGGACCGGAAUUAUGAGCAGACCAGACCAGCUCCCGCCGCUAUCAGCCUUCAGUUUCGACGGCAUACUCGGUUCAAUACAGGAAGUAAUCGAGGAAGAUCUGAAUGGCAUCGCAGAGAUAAUGGGAAGAAGUCGAUUGGUACUUGCAGACCAACAUGACAGCCACCUUCCACCCACCGGCGAAAUCAGGGCAGGACUACUACCCGCUCUAGCUGAAGCCAGCUCCAGCAACGAGAGAUUGGCGGGGGACGAUGUCAUGAUCUUGGAUGAGAACGCCAGCCUAAUCGAUGGCAGUCACGCUGGUUCUGCUGCCUAUGGUCUCUUAGAGCGUCUACAAGCCGUGCCACGAACGAGGCGUAUGCACAGCGAUUUUCCAACGUCGUAUGCCAGAUCGAGCAUGUCGGGAACAGAAGCUCGUGUCCUGACGCCUACCAUUCCGACAGACGUGAUAGACUCGCCAACAUCACCACCGCCAGAGGGAUCUCAAAGUUCGCGCAAGCCAUCCUCCUCGCUCCUUCGAUUAACAUCAGCCGGCGCGGCCACCACCACCGAAGCACCCACCGCAGCAGUCGUGUCCUCGGAAGUCUGGCUCUCCGCCGGCUCGAAAGGACAGUUCUCGAUCCCCAUCGUAUCCGAGGCCGGCAAGCACUUCGCCCUUUAUAGCUACGACGAGAGCCAGAUUUUCGAAGCAGAAGACCCACAGCAAUCCCCUGGGCCAUCUUUUGCCGCCCGGAUGCAGCGCCUGGUGCUUUUGAAGGACCUGCAGGGUGCGCUGGCGUGGACAUUGGGCCAUCGAUCGCGCGACACGGCAUCCGGCGGUAGCAGUAGCGAUGCAGAGAGCCAGCUGCGUGAUAUAUUGGGAAAGCAUCCUGCCGAGCCGGUCGGUGAGUCCUCCCUACAUCCUCCGGCGGGGGAGAGCCAAGAUAUGUAUGAAUGA